AUGUCGUCCACCUCGCUUGUAGAUCCAUUUCCAGCAGAGAAGAAGAAGAAAAACGGAAAGCGGGGUCCAUUACCAGGAAUCUGGAGUGCCAAAGAUGGACCUGGCCCUGCGAAGUGGCGACGAGAUAACAAACAAGCUGGUAUACACGGCCAGGUGCGUCGUAAAGGCGAGAGAGAUCCGAAGAAGGGUGGUCUCAGAAUGAGCCAAGAAAUGGCGAAUACUCCAAGAUAUAAGAACGCCCAGGGACUUCCUCCCUUGGAUCCCGAAGUUGGAGAGAAAAUGGAGAAGAGGAAGAAGGCUGCUAAGAAGGAGGGAGACAAAGCAGCGAAGCAAGCUCAGCAUGAGAGGAAGGAGAAAAAGAGUGACAAGAAAUGCGCGCUCAUGUAG
Hyaloscypha bicolor E is the source of this 387-nucleotide messenger RNA. RefSeq lists its product as uncharacterized. Bases 1 to 387 code for a protein of 128 amino acids. NCBI's taxonomy places the organism in Eukaryota, Fungi, Ascomycota, Leotiomycetes, Helotiales, Hyaloscyphaceae. The record is from RefSeq and is a predicted model, not a curated record. The transcript is spliced from 2 exons.